CCUGCUCCUCCUCCUCCUCUUCUACGAGCUGUUCUCUCGUCCGUUUUCGAGCAAAGAAGGAAGAGAGGCAGCCAGUAUGGUGGCAUCGGAUUGUCGGGGUCGCUCGGCCGCCUAUCUCGGAGGGGCGCUUAUCGCCCUCCUUGUGUCGGGCUUAGCUCAGCCCCACGAUAUAUCCAGACGGCGUCAGUGGAACUUGAAAAUGGAUCAAGCUUUAUUACGAAUUCAUAAUGAAUUGCCCAUUGACAACUUGUCCAUUUAUUGGGUCUCAGAUUACUGUUAUGAGUGUUUGCAACAGGAGCUGAUUUCUAUCCCGAUGAACAGAACAUCGAAAGAAACUGACUUUGUAGAUAUUGAUACUCAGCAUGCUCUCACACUGAUGGUCAAUAAUGUGAAAGAAGGAAAAGAACUGUGCAGGAUUCAUUAUCAUUUUGGAGAAUAUGGAAACUAUUCCUUAAGGAUUAGGCAUCUCCAGAACAACCCCAUGUACAUUACAUGUGAUAUAGUUAUCAGUCAAAGUCCUCUCAACAGCUAUCUACCUAUUUUAUAUGCAUUUCUCAUCUACAUGGGCAUUUUCAUUAUUCUGAUGAUUGGACAGUUUUUCAUAAACACUGAAAUAGUAAGAAAAUGGUUCUUCAAAAAGAUGGAUCCUAGAGAAACUGAUCGACUUAUUAAUUCAGAGCUUGGAUCCCCAAGCAGAACAGAUUCCAUUGGUGGUGAAUUCCCAAUACGGGUAUGGAAUACUGCUUCCUCUCUACAGAGACUUAGUUCCCUGGAUACCUUCAGAGGCCUGGCACUUACAAUUAUGAUCUUUGUGAAUUAUGGUGGAGGAAAGUAUUGGUUCUUCAAGCAUCAGAGCUGGAAUGGCUUAACAAUAGCAGACCUCGUCUUUCCAUGGUUUGUAUUUAUUAUGGGCACCUCUAUUUCACUGUCCUUCAGUGUCAUGUUAAGACGGGGUUGUUCCAAAUGGCAAUUGCUGGGCAAAGUUUUAUGGAGAAGUCUCCUCCUAUUUUUAAUAGGACUAAUAAUUGUAAACCCAAAUUAUUGUCUUGGACCACUUUCCUUGGAUAAUCUACGAAUUCCAGGUGUGCUCCAAAGAUUGGCUUGCACAUAUUUUGUUGUUGCAACACUAGAACUGCUCUUUGUCAAACCUGCACCUGAGAACAGUACUCUGGAAACUUCCUACCCUGCUCUUCAGGAUAUUCUUCCUUAUUGGCCCCAGUGGCUUUUUAUGCUGGCUCUUGAAGGACUUUGGCUGUGUCUCACCUUCCUUUUGAGUGUACCUGGAUGUCCAAAAGGCUACCUUGGACCUGGAGGUAUUGGCAGUUUUGGAAAGUUUCCCAACUGUACUGGAGGGGCAGCAGCUUACAUUGAUCAUUUGCUUCUAGGAGGAAAUCAUAUCUAUCAACAUCCAUCUUCUAAUGUGUUGUAUCUUACUACAGUCCCCUUUGACCCUGAAGGAAUUUUAGGAACAAUAAAUUCUGUUCUUAUGGCAUUUUUGGGACUUCAGGGAGGAAAAAUUCUUUUGUUUUAUAAAGAUCAGCAUAAGGAAAUAAUUCUUCGAUUUUUUGUGUGGGGUGUAAUAAUGGGUGUCAUUUCUAUGGUGUUGACAAAAUGCUCAAAAGAUGCAGGCUUCAUUCCAGUUAACAAGAAUUUAUGGUCAAUUUCAUACGUGACAACACUGAGCAGCUUUGCCUUUAUACUUCUGAUGUUGAUAUACUAUCUUAUAGAUGUUAAGAAGGUAUGGUCAGGUGCUCCAUUUUUCUAUCCAGGUAUGAACUCCAUUCUUGUUUAUGUAGGACAUGAAAUAUUUGAAAACUAUUUUCCUUUUAAAUGGAAGCUGCAUGAUACACAAUCACACAGUGAACAUUUGACUCAGGAUCUAAUUGCUACAUCUUUAUGGGUUAUCAUAUCAUAUAUACUCUACCAGAAAAGGAUAUUUUGGAAGAUAUAAUUCAACUUAAUACAAAUCAAAAAGUAUGGGCUAUAAGAACGUUGUAUUUCCCCUCAUAUUAUUGUCACAUUUUUUUUCCCAAAGGGUCCUGUAUUUGGUUUACAUUCCAAAUUAUUUUGAAGUGAAACCUGUAUAUUUAGUUAGCCUUCCAUUUAGUAAAACAAGACUUCGUUCAAACUUUAUUUUCUACAUUAUUCAAUUUCUAAAUAAACGUACUGAAUGCUUUCCAAUAAUGGUAUUUUCAAAAGAAUUUUUGGUACACAAGUAUUCAGAAAUUUGCCUUAUAAAAAUCACAUAGAUUAUGCAGUGGUAUUUGGGACUAUGCAGGGUCAGGAAGAUUCUGUUCAUUUUAUUGUGCUGCAAUUCAAGAUUGUAGAAUGGAAUGAACAACAGUACUCUUCAGUCUCCUUCAUGGCUUCAGUUCAGCUGCUAUAUUUGUUUUGUAAAGCUAAGAUGCACUUAAGCAAUAGUCAAAUAUGGCUUACAAAUGACUUGUAUCUGCCGUCAGCCUGCUUGCUUGAUGAUAUCAGGCAGAACACUUGACCAUGAUGAUCUCCAGCAAAAUAUCAUGAUGAAUAUCUGUAUCAGCUUUACAUGGCUUAUGAAUUUUUGUAACAUGAUUGUAAUGGAAUUAUGGAUUUCUAUUACUUACCUACAAUUUUAAAUCCAGUCUUGUAUCUAAACUAGAUUUUUUUUUUAAUGAAAGGAUGAUUUUUAAUUAAUUUUGAAAGCUUAUUUUAUUUAGAAUGCCAAAGUCAAAAGUUGAAGUCAUGAAGUUUGGCUAUACUUUUCCAGCAACUUUGCUUCAGCACCUAAGGAUAACUGGCUGGCCCCAAUGGAAUGAUAAUGAUUUU
Messenger RNA from Thamnophis sirtalis, 2805 nucleotides. RefSeq names its product heparan-alpha-glucosaminide N-acetyltransferase (gene HGSNAT). Lineage: Eukaryota; Metazoa; Chordata; Lepidosauria; Squamata; Natricidae. Gene Ontology annotation, biological process: lysosomal transport. Gene Ontology annotation, cellular component: lysosomal membrane. The record is from RefSeq and is a predicted model, not a curated record.